GCGAGCGCGCGGAUAUCACCGCUCGUUCUUGCUUUCAAUCAGUUUGGUAAACAAGGAUUGAAUUCAGCUCGGACGAGUUUGAUAUAUUCAACAUCGGCUCUGUAAAACUUCGACUCGGCAAGAUGAAUUCUACGUUCGAAUUGAUCGAUGGAUUUGGAGAUCAUCUCGGCCAUGCGAUGCUCGAUGACAUCGUCUUUGAGAUAAUCGACGAGGAGGAUUUGGAACGGUUUCGGUUUUCUGCGCUUCAGCCAGAACAUUCGAUUCACCACUGGCCAAUGGAGUACGAAGAAAAUCACGAGAGCGAGUCAGACGACGAGCCAGACUUCGAUUUUCGCACGCACAACAUCGACGCGAACGACGGCAUUAUCUACGAAUGCGACACAUGCGGCAAGAAGUUCUCAACGAGGAGAAAUUUCGAAAAGCACAUCGAUAGAGUGCAAAUCACUUAUGCGUGCGACACGUGCGGAGAGAAAUUCUCGAAGAAGGGUCAACUCAGAGUGCACAUCGUAACGAGCCACGUCAAUCGCAUCGAGCAAUACUCAACGAAGACGAGUCUCAAAAAACGCAUCGAUGAUGCGCACAACGAUAUCGCGUUACAUUCGUGCGACACGUGCCGCAAGAUAUUUUCCAAUAAGACGAAUCUCAAGAGACACGUCGAUGUGGCGCACAAGGGCCUCAAGUAUACCUGUCUCGAGUGCAGAAAGCCAUUUUCGGCGAGGAACAAUCUUCAGGCGCACGUCGAUUCGGUUCACAAUAAAAUCGCUCACAAGUGCGACGUGUGCGGGAAGAAAUUCUCGGUCAAGAGUAGUCUCAAGGCCCACAUGGCUUCGGUGCACAACAGCACAAGCCUCGCGUGCCACUUGUGCGACAAGAAAUUCUCGUUCAAGAGUAAUCUCAAGAUGCACGUCGUGUCGGCGCACGGCGACGUCGCCAAUGCCUGCCAGAUCUGCCAGAAGACGUUCAGACGCGAGGAAAAUCUCAAGAGCCACGUGAACGCGAUGCACAACGGCCAAGCGGCUCACGCGUGCGAUCGGUGCGGCAAGAAAUUCGCAUUCAAGAGCCAUCUGCAAGUCCACGUAGCUGCGGAGCACAGAGUUGUCAAGACAUCGACAGGGCUCGUUAUGGUAUGAUGCUUAUACGUGUGAUGUAUAUGUAUGCGAAAAGAAAUUCGCAGCUGAGGUUGAUCUCGAGAAACACAUGGAAUCGGUGCCUUUUCGUGUCGCAGUAUGCAUAAUGCGAGAUGAACGAGAGAAAAUUUGUACAAAUGAAAAAGUACUCAAUUACGAGGUGGAAAAUUUUGUUGUUCUCAACUCGUGCGAAAAGUAAGGGAGAAAAUUUGCUCUUUGCUUGCGAUACACGCUUGGAAAAAAUCCUGACCAGUGAGCUCACUCUGCUCCACAAUGAUAUUGUGUAUGAUACGGCACACUUCAUGCGUACAUAAAUUUAUAAUUGUAAAAUUAAUGUUAAAUCACUAAGCUUUAAAUUGUUCAAUUUCAAUGCUUACAAAAUUUUUGUAUUGAGAUAUAUAAUAACAGUAUAGAGAAUAUUUAAGAAAAAAAUUAUUGUCAUAAAUAAUUGACUUAACUCGAUUAUUAAUACAGUCGAUUAUUAUCAACUUAGCUUUCAUACUCCACCCUUCUCUCGUGGCAUGAUGUAGCAACUAUAAAAUAAAAGCACUCCUGAUGGUGCUGUCUCUGACACUGCUUCGCUUUUAAGUCUAGUGAAACUUUCAGUGAUGAUAUCAAUGCCAAACUAUAUAAGAAAAUCAAACCUUAAGAGGACUGACAAUCUCUCCGAUAAAAAUAAUAAACACAAAUAAUGGCCUUAUGUAAAAAA
Messenger RNA from Trichogramma pretiosum, 1836 nucleotides. RefSeq names its product zinc finger protein 227-like. The transcript has 3 exons. Bases 123 to 1130 code for a protein of 335 amino acids. The record is from RefSeq and is a predicted model, not a curated record. Lineage: Eukaryota; Metazoa; Arthropoda; Insecta; Hymenoptera; Trichogrammatidae.